Ipomoea triloba (trilobed morning glory) is the source of this 1297-nucleotide messenger RNA. RefSeq names its product phosphatidylinositol transfer protein 3-like. The coding region runs from base 181 to 1062 and encodes 293 amino acids. NCBI's taxonomy places the organism in Eukaryota, Viridiplantae, Streptophyta, Magnoliopsida, Solanales, Convolvulaceae. The record is from RefSeq and is a predicted model, not a curated record. Gene Ontology annotation, molecular function: phosphatidylinositol transfer activity. The transcript is spliced from 6 exons.
UUAACUGCAAAGAGAAGUGAGAGAGUGGACCAACGUUUAUGCUUUGAAUGGUUUGAUUUGCGGUGGAAAUGGUGUGUGAUAUUUCCUUGAAAUAGAAGUCGCCAAUUCACAGCUUUUCAGCUCGCAAUCUCUUCCUCACCAGGUAAAGACUAGAGAAUACUGAUUGAUUAGACUAUCGGCAUGUUCCGUCGCAGAAAUAAUUCUCACCAUGAGCAGGGGGCUGAUGAGCAGCUGCAGAAGGUUAAUGAACUUAGGACUUCUCUCGGGCCACUCUCGGGCCGCAGCUUGCAGUACUGCACUGAUGCAUGCUUAAAGAGGUAUUUGGUAGCAAGGAGCUGGAAUGUGGAUAAGGCAAAGAAGAUGCUGGAAGAGACGCUUAAAUGGAGGGCAACAUUUAAACCUGAAGAAAUUCGCUGGCAUGAAGUUGCAAUGGAAGGGGAGACUGGAAAGUUAUUCAGAGCAGGCUUCCAUGAUCGCCAUGGCAGGACUGUUCUUAUAUUGAGACCAGGAAUGCAGAAUACAACAUCAAUCGAGAACCAGAUGAAGCAUUUGGUGUAUCUCAUAGAAAAUGCUAUAAUUAAUCUUCCAGAAGGUCAAGAACAGAUGGCAUGGUUGAUAGACUUCACAGGAUGGUCUAUAACCAAUAACGUUCCUAUCAAAUCUGCUAGGGAUACCGUCAACAUAUUGCAAAACCACUAUCCGGAAAGACUAGCUGUGGCAUUUUUAUACAGCCCUCCGCGAAUAUUUGAAGCAUUUUGGAAGAUUGUCAAAUAUUUUCUGGAUCCCAUUACCUUUCAGAAGGUCAAAUUUGUGUAUCCAAAGAACAAGGAUAGCGUGGAACUGAUGAAAUCAUACUUUGAUAUGGACAAUCUCCCAACUGAAUUCGGGGGUAAAGCAACGCUGAAUUAUGACCAUGAGGAGUUCUCCAGGCUAAUGGCGCAGGACGACAUCAAAACUGCCAAAUGGUGGGGUUUUGAGAAGAGCCACACCAUUGCCAAUGGCUUAUCUAGCUCAGAAGUUGCUCCUGAGCCGAAUCGUCUCGCCUCACCAGCUGAAGCCUGAUAAUGCCUUACUCCAGACACCAGAAUUCUGGUGUUCCUAACUCAGUUCAAACAAUAAUUUACAAAUAUUUGCUCUGAAGCACAUCCUUCAGGUAUUAUGUGUUAUUGUGUAACUUUAUGAGAAGCUUAAUAUACUUCAUGGCAGCUGGAAUGCCUAAAACUAGGUGAUAUGAUACUUCUUGUAAAACUGCGAGCUUAAAAGCCUAUAAUGAGUAAAGCUAAAAAUUCUCUCAUCC